This is a messenger RNA of Aethina tumida (small hive beetle), 1880 nucleotides long. It is a transcript of the gene Mccc2, whose product is annotated as probable methylcrotonoyl-CoA carboxylase beta chain, mitochondrial. The record is from RefSeq and is a predicted model, not a curated record. Gene Ontology annotation, molecular function: methylcrotonoyl-CoA carboxylase activity. The transcript has 8 exons. Gene Ontology annotation, biological process: L-leucine catabolic process. The coding region runs from base 206 to 1849 and encodes 547 amino acids. NCBI's taxonomy places the organism in Eukaryota, Metazoa, Arthropoda, Insecta, Coleoptera, Nitidulidae. Gene Ontology annotation, cellular component: mitochondrion; methylcrotonoyl-CoA carboxylase complex.
UUUACCAACAUUCAUAAAUUUCCAAAAAUCAAAAUUAUAAGUAAAAAUUAUAAUGAUUUAAAUCACCAACACCGCACAAUACAAAAGGCCAAGGUUAUUUUGCGCACAAUGAUUACAAUUACUAAAUCUCUGUAUUUACUAUGUUUUAUGAUAAGAUAAUUAACCAAUUUCAUAAUAAUAAAUUUGUCUUCUCAUUAAAAUAAAAAUGUUGACCAAAUACAAAGCUUUAACUUCUUCUUUAAGAACUUAUUGUAGUUCUGCAAAUGUUAUUAAAUCAAAUAUUGAUGUACAUUCACCAAAUUUCAAAGAAAACCAUGCGGUGAUGUCGAAAUUAACGGAAAUCCUACAUGAAAAGACUGCAAAUGCUAUAAAAGGUGGAGGAGAAAAAGCUGUUUCAAGACAUGUAUCGAAAGGGAAACUGUUAGCUAGAAACAGAAUUAAUUUAUUAUUAGAUCCAAAUUCGGCGUUCCUCGAAUUAUCAACGUUAGCUGCUCAUGAAAUGUAUGAUGGUUCCAUUACAUCAGCAGGAAUAGUUACUGGAAUUGGCAGAGUUCAUGGGCAGGAUUGUAUGAUUGUCGCAAAUGAUGCCACAGUUAAGGGUGGAACUUACUAUCCGAUGACUGUUAAAAAGCAUUUGAGGGCACAAGAAAUAGCACAAGAGAACAAUUUGCCAUGCAUUUACUUAGUGGAUAGUGGAGGAGCCAAUUUACCUCACCAGUCUGAGGUGUUUCCAGACAAAAAUCAUUUUGGCAGAAUCUUUUUCAACCAGGCAAACAUGUCUUCGAAGGGCAUAGCUCAGAUAGCAGUGGUAAUGGGAUCUUGUACUGCAGGUGGUGCUUAUGUACCAGCAAUGGCAGAUGAAUCAGUUAUUGUUAAGGAACAAGGUACUAUAUUCUUGGCAGGACCACCUUUAGUAAAAGCUGCAACUGGGGAAGAGGUUUCUUCUGAAGACCUUGGUGGUGCUGAGCUGCACUGUUCAACAUCUGGAGUUACUGAUCAUUUUGCACUCAAUGAUGAGCAUGCAAUUCAUCUGGCAAGGCAAAUUAUCAACAACUUGAACAGGAAACAUGAAAAUCCUUUUAAUGAACCUUUUGAAUCUCCAAUUUAUGACAGUGAAGAAUUGUUUGGUAUUAUUGAUCAGGAUCUUUUCAAACCAUUUGAUGUUAGAGAAGUAAUUGCUAGGAUAUUUGAUGGUUCAAAGUUCAAUGAAUUUAAAAAGAAGUAUGGCCAAACUCUUGUUUGUGGUUUUGCCAAACUUUAUGGCAAAACUGUGGGAAUCAUUGGAAACAAUGGUGUGUUAUUUGCUGAGAGUGCAAUGAAAGGAGCGCAUUUCGUUCAACUUUGUACCCAAAGAAACAUUCCUCUUGUAUUUUUGCAAAAUAUUACAGGAUUCAUGGUUGGGAAACAGGCUGAAACUGGUGGAAUAGCCAAACAUGGGGCAAAACUAGUCACAGCAGUGGCGUGUGCUACGGUACCAAAAUUAACUUUAAUCAUUGGAGGAUCUUAUGGAGCUGGAAAUUACGGUAUGUGUGGAAGAGCAUAUUCACCAAGAUUCCUUUAUAUGUGGCCUAAUGCCAGAAUUUCCGUAAUGGGUGGUCAACAAGCUGCUGGAGUGUUGUCUCAAGUAGCCAGCAAAGGGAAAUCAUGGUCAAAGGAAGAAAAAUCGAAGUUUGAAAAACCUAUUAUUGAGCAGUUUGAUAAAGAAGGAUCUGCAUAUUUCAGCAGUGCAAGGCUCUGGGAUGAUGGAAUAAUUGAUCCAAGAGACACCAGGAAGGUCUUAGGUUUGAGUUUAGCUGCUAGUUUAAAUGCUCCUAAAAGUAAAACUGAUUUUGGUGUCUUCAGAAUGUAGUAAUCUCUUAAAUAAACGUUUUUAUAUUAAA